Molecule: messenger RNA, 7195 nt
Organism: Pygocentrus nattereri (red-bellied piranha)
Lineage: Eukaryota; Metazoa; Chordata; Actinopteri; Characiformes; Serrasalmidae
Product: multiple PDZ domain protein
Exons: 42
Coding region: 100-5787 (1895 amino acids)
Molecular function (GO): protein binding
Source: RefSeq, a predicted model, not a curated record
UUCUGGCCUUCGUAUGACCUGGGCAGUGAGCGGUUCUUCCCGCGGAGAGACCUGUUGAUUCGGACGAGCUCUUGGAACUGGGCAUAUCUGAAGCUGAAAAUGAUGGAUACACAGCGGGCUCUGUUGGCUGUGGAGCGGCUUCAGGAGAGGCUGAAGGAGAGAGGAGAGUUGCCUACAGAGGAGAAACUGAACCUCCUGAAGAGUGUUUUACAGAGUCCCCUGUUCCACCAGAUUCUUAUUAUGCAAGAGACUGGACAUCAUCAUCAGCACCUGCAUCAGGGUUCCAUGAAGUUGCCUCGAUCCCAGUCCCUCCAAGGUGAAGUGGGCCGUGUUGGUGCAUCCUGUGCUCUCAGGCACAGCGAAUCUUACCUAUCGGCCCAACGACGAAACGACCGAUAUGGUUCUGCUAACCAUAUACCAACCACUCCCAUCAUCACAGAGGAUGUCCAGUCAACUAUACAGUCCAUGGCAAUGGGUCGCCGUGUGUUGAGUGUGGACUUUCAGAAGGGGGAAGGUGGCUUGGACUUCGAUGUGGUGGACUUACAGGCUGAAUACAAAGGAGGGUCCGGUAUUUUCAUACAGGGAAUUAAGCCUGGCUCAAUGGCCCACAGUGAUGGCCUCCGUGAAUCCGAUCAGAUCCUCGCAGUGAAUGGGGAGGUAUUUGACUCCAGUGUAACCCAGCAACAGGCCUUCAGAGUGUUGCAGAACGCUGUCUCCAUGACAACACUGACUGUAGCCAGAGGACCAGUCAGUGACCUCUAUCCACAACGUAUGAGCCGUGCCGUGUCGCUGCCGAGCGUCAGCGGCACCUUCACUCCAAGGAAUGUCCAACUAAUUGAGCUAGAGAACGAUGGCUCUGGGCUGGGAUUUGGUAUUGUCGGAGGGAAGAGCACAGGCACCAUGGUCAAAACCAUAUUACCUGAUGGAGUCGCAGGAAAGGACGGGCGCUUGCGGCGUGGUGAUUUGCUCCUCAAGAUUGGUGAUGUUGAUGUAUCCAAUAUGGGCACUGAUGAAGUAGCGCGAGAGCUCCGUCUCGCUGGCUCCAAAGUGAGGCUCCUCAUCGCCAGGGAAACCACGGACAGUGACCUCAUGCACUCUGUUGCCCAGCAACAGGAAACACAAGAAGGACAGUGUGCUGAGGGGGAAAAAGAGCUCACGGUCAGAAUAACAAAGAACAAAAUUGGCCUGGGCAUCACCAUCGCCAGAUCUUUAGAGCACCUGAAUGCAGGCUUCAGUGGCAUUGUAGUAAAGGGGAUUGUCAAGGGCAGUGCAGUGGAUCAGGAUGGACAAGUGCAUAUUGGAGAUCACAUUAUUGCGGUAGAUGGGCGGCGGCUUCAUGGCUGCAGUGAGGAGCGAGCAAUGGAGAUUUUGAGGUCAACAGGUCAUAGGGUGGAGCUCUCUCUACUGCGGAAACAGCUUCAGCCUGCAUCCUCUGGUACCUCACAGCCUCCUCCAUCAGUUUCGUCUGUAUCAGAGCCAAAAACAGCACUACCGUCAGGGAAAGGGCUCUCUGCACUCUCCCAAGACCUACGCUUCAGAUCUAAGUUGUCAGAAGAAGAGAAGGCAGAGCUCAAGAGGAAGUGGCAAAGCAGGCUGGGAAAGAAGUAUGAAAUCAUGGUGGCCCAGGUGCAGAAGUUCAGUGAAUGCAGUGGUUUGGGAGUGAGUUUGGAGACAAGAGCAGGCUGUCAUUUUAUCUGUUCCUUACUGCCUGAGGGACCAUUAGGCCAGUGUGGCCUACGACCUGGAGACCAAGUACUGGAGGUGAACGGGAUACCCCUGGUUGGCGAGACCCAUAAGGAAGUUCUGGUGUUACUGAAGGAUCUUCCCGUGAAUGUGUUUGUGGUCUGCUGUCGCCUGAUCCCACCCACUCCAGAUGAAGAUGAUGAUGAUGAUGAUGUUCAGUUUAGCCUCAAGGAACUAAUUGCAGAGUUUUCUGAAAAGAAGAACUGCGGCAGGCAGCUGAAUAGAGGAGUAGAGGACUGUGGGAAAAUGGAGGUCCCUUCUCUAUCCCAACAGGCCAUGUGGCAGGAUGAAAUUCAGGUCUAUGAGCUACAGAAAGGAGAAGCUGGUCUGGGAUUCAGCAUACUGGACUACCAGGACCCAGUGGACCCAAAGAAGACGGUGAUAGUGAUUCGCUCCCUUGUACCAGGUGGUUUGGCUGAGAGAGAUGGACGUUUGUUGCCAGGAGACCGGUUAAUGUUUGUUAACGGCACAGAUUUGAGUCACACCAGCCUGGGUCAUGCUGUUCAUGUCCUAAAAAGCACCAACUAUGGCACUGUACACAUUGGUGUGGCCAAACCCUUACCGGAAAAUGACACUCAAGACACAGGAACCUUUCUGACCAGCAACUGUCAUUCCAGAGAAAGCAACCAGCUUUCCACAGUACAGGAAAACUCUGUGCUGCAGAGUAGCAGAAUGGAGGCGGGUACUAAAGUCAGGUCUAAUCAAGCCAGUGGCCUUGAGAAGAACAUCACUGUGGUCAGGGACAACGCCAGCUUGGGUAUGACAGUGAGCGCUAUAAAGGAUGGUUCAGGUAUGAUCAUCCGUUCAGUGGUUAAUGGAGGUGCUAUCAGUAAGGACGGCAGACUAGCAGUAGGAGAUGCCAUUGUAGCCAUCAACGGAGAACCUGCCACCAAUCUUACCAGUGCACAGGCUCGAGCCAUGUUACGGAGACAUUCACUUUUUGGACCAGACCUCAGUUUCACAUAUGUACCUGCAGCUUUUCUUGACAUGCACCGAGCCACCAUCAUCCAGUCAAAACAAGAGACAAAAGCUGAACAAGCCAACGCCGUCCGAUUAAUGCAGGUGUUUAAAACGGACCAAGCCAACAUUGCCCAGUCAGCCGAGCAGCAGGACACUGUCACCAUGGCCUUUCAGAACCUUAAAAACACCUCUCAACAAGCUGAAGUAGAUGCAGGAACCACUAAUGGAAAGACUUGGAGACUGAAGGAAAAGGCAGAAGGUCUGUCACAGUGGGGACACAGAGAUGAUCGAGAGAAAAAAGAGGGGGAGGAAAGUGCAGUGAAAGACACAGUUGGCUCAUGGCAAGCAGACAGACAGAGAGAAGAAGAGAAGGAAAGAGACAAAGAGAGAGAGGCGCUGCAGAGAACUGAUCAUGAUUCAUGGAGUCAGCCCCGAAGAGUGACACUAAUCAGGAAGAAUGGAGAAAGUCUUGGCAUCAGUGUUAUUGGCGGGCGUGGCAUGGGUCGUCGCCUAAGCAAUGGAGAAAUGAGACGGGGAAUCUUCAUUAAACACAUCGCAGAAGACAGUCCUGCAGCAAGAGACAGCACACUCAAACCUGGGGACCGAAUACUGCAAGUUGGUGGUGUGGAUGUGAGUGAUUUUACUCAUGAAGAAGCAGUGGAGGCUAUUCGCCGGGCAGGGAACAGAUUGGAACUACUAGUGCAGAAUCCUCAGCAGGACCCUGUGGCCCAGCAUGAAAAACAAGAUCUGUCACACACCAACCAUCAAAAUCACUUGAAGUGUGAGAAUCCGAGACCACUUGUACAUCUCUCUCCAGCCAACCCUUUCACUCCCACUCCAUUUAAGCUUACAGGUAACAAGCUGUUAAAGAAAUCUUCCAACCCUGUUCCACCUCCCCUAAGGCUGCCCUCAGGGCCCGCCUGCAUGGUAACAGAUGGAGUGACAAGUAAGAACGUUUCAGAAAGGCUGAGCAGGCCUCCAGAGAUUAAACAGCACAGCGAAGAGGAACAAGUUUCAUACUGGAGCCGAAUGUUGCAGAGAUAUGGCAGUCUGCCAGGACAACUAAAGCUGGUUGAGUUGAAUCGCAGCACACACUGCUCUGGUCUGGGUCUGUGUGUGACGGGAAGCAGAGACAGAGCACGUGGGAGAAUGAGUGUGUACGUUUCUGAGGUUCAGCCUGAGGGGGCAGCUGCUGCUGAUGGGCGAAUCAGAGUGGGAGAUGAGCUACUAGAGAUCAAUGGACAGGUACUAUAUGGUCGUAGUCACCAGAACGCUUCUGCUAUUAUCAACAGCGCUCCAUCCGAGGUUAAGCUUGUAUUAAACAGGCGUGAAGCUGCAUUGGAACACAUGGCUGCAGAACCAAUAAUGGAGACAGACAACUGUCCCAUCUUAUCACCUUCUGCUGUGGAUAUCAGCAUGUUCAAGGAAGGCAAGCCUGAUGUCUUAAAUCAGGAAGGAAGGAGCAUCUUAGAGAAUGAACAAAAGUCUUGCUCCUUUGAAAAGAGCAGCAUCAACCACCUGAGUCCCUUCAACGUCUUAUCCAACCACAAACCUUUCAGUGUCCCUUCCUCUGCUUUUCGCAGCAGAUCAGCAAGUCCCAUUCCUCCUGGCUGUUACACAUUGCCCAUGUCUCACAGCACAUCAACCAGUCCUACACAAAAUUUUCAUCUUAGUCACACCCAAUGCUGUUCCCUAACCAGUCAUUCUGACAUUGGGCUGCCUGGCUCCUCCUGCUGUCCAUCAUACUCCAUGAACACUGACCCCCUGAAGUGCCCUAUCAUACCCGGCCAUUUAAACACCAUAGAACUUUGUAAAGGACACUCUGGCCUGGGACUUAGCAUUGUUGGUGGCUGUAACACAUUAAUGGGAGUGAUUCUGAUUCAUGAGGUGAACGAGGGAGGUGCAGCUCAUAGGGAUGGGAGACUACUUGCAGGAGAUCAAAUUCUUGAGGUGAAUGGUAUAGAUCUAAGAAUGGCCACUCAUGAGGAAGCGCUGAGUGUCCUGCGCUUGAGUCCACAACGCGUGAGCCUCUGUGUGUAUAGACACCCAUCCACACACAACUUCCCCAAGCAGGCGACACACACUCAUGAAGACAUGUGGGAUCUUUUCAUCGUAGAUCUUCAGUUAGGACCAGGACAGGAGCUGGGGAUGAGCAUUGUGGGUAAAAGAGAUGAUACGGGAAUAUUUCUGUCUGAGAUAACGAAUGGUGGCGUGGUACAGUUAGAUGGAAGACUGUCGCUAGGUGACCAGAUUCUAUCUGUAAACGGAGAGGACAUCCGGGCUGUGACUCAAGUCUACGCCCGCACAUUAUUACAGAACUGCAGUGGGUCAGUGGUGCUGGAAGUGGCACGUUUUAGAGCUACUCCGCCCUACUCAUAUGAGUUCCAGGUCGGUGAUGUGGAUGCCUCUCCUUUUCCUGCAUCUGAUAUUCAUGACUCUGUGGAAAGGAAUGUAGACAUCAGAACAGUUACACUGCAGAAGGGUAUCUCAGACUCUCUGGGGCUGCAUUUGAGUGCAGUUGGAGGUUUAAAGGAGGAAGCAGGGCUCUAUGUGUCUGCCAUAGACCCAGAUUCAGCUGCUGCCUACUCUGGACUACUGGAGGUAGGCGAGAGGAUCGUCAGCAUCAACGGCACAUUGAUCAAAGAGCUCUCACACACAGAGGUCAACACCCUCCUGAGAAAGUCCAGUGGUGCCAUCACUCUGGAGGUCAUUCCAUGUUGUGAUCCUAGUCAGUCCGCUUGGGGUCAGUCUUCACCUGGUGCCCCUGCAAACUACACCACCCAGAACCACCUGAGUUCUCAGUACAAGACGAUAUCUCUGGAGCGAGGUUCUGCUGGCCUGGGCUUCAGCAUCGCGGGAGGUUCGCGCAGUUCCCAUGGAUACCUGCCCAUUUACAUCAAGAACAUCUUCCCCAAGGGAGCUGCGGUGGAGGAUGGGCGCCUGCGGUCUGGUGAUAGGCUGGUGGCAGUGAAUGGAAGGAGUCUAGAAGGCAUCUCACACUCUGAAGCUGCGGAGAUUCUGAGACGUGCCAGGGGUGCAGUCACACUCACCAUACUCUCUCAAACACACCUCGCACACCGAUAAUGAGACACUAUAACCUCCACUGAAACAUUUCUGUAGCUUUAUCUUCUAAGACUUGCUAGUACAUUUUUGUUAGCCGGGCAAGUCAAGGGGAAGGACAACAGUGAAACAGUUUAUAAGAAUUUGUAAUAUAUAUUUUUUUAAGAUUUCGUUUCACCACCUAGCUUGGGUAACUUAUUCCUGCUCUUAAAAUAUUUUGUUAAAGUUUUACUGGCAGGACAGCGUUCAUAAGCUUGUCAUGACAGCUGAUUAUAAACCUACAUUAGCAUUUACAAAGGCUUGUUCUAAAAAGCAUAAUGUGUCACAGAUAUAAUAUAUAUUUACAGCCCCUUCAAUACAAUUACUCAGCAUAAUUAAUUCUGGUAUUUAUUUCAGAAAAAAAUGCUUUAUUGAUAAUAAAUGCUACUAUAAAAGUAUAUUAUAUAACUGAUUUAAAUGUUUUAGCUGCCCAUCCCACAGUUCCUCCAUCUGGCUCAUAUUAAACUAGAGAGAUGCUACCGUUAACUACGUCUUUUGAUGUGAUUAACACUGCUGUUGACACAUAAAUGUAAAAAAAUGUAUUCUCUCUCAGUGGUUGGUGUGCAGUAGCCAUAAAACACGAGAACAUACAGACUUGAUUACAUAUUACUUGGUCUGAGGCUGAGAAUAACAGUUAUACGUUAACAUUAUCUGUGGUUGUGUCAGUUGGUGCUUAUCACAGAAAUUAAGGUACCAUUAAAUUUAGCUGAUCUGACUAGCUGAAAUAUUUUUGUUGAUCUUGAGAAAUCAGAAGAGGCACGGAUGGCAGGACAGUGGGUAUUGUUUUGAGGAUGUCGUGCUGUGUCUGAGAUGUAAUAAAUGGUGCCUAGAAAGACAAAGUAUUCGUCAUUAAUUGUGCUCUGUACACUUCCAUUAGAAGGGUGUGUUCUCAUAAGUGGAGUUCGAUAACUGCUUAUUAAAUGUAAUAUUUAAAUAAAGGAAAAACAAUCAUGAGCUUUUAAGCUGUUCUGAGUAAAAUUCGAUGUUUAUGUAAUUUAUGCAUGUCUCUUAUCAAUUUGUGCAUCGUCACCAUCAAACUUAGUAGAAAUAAAUGGCCAUGGUUGGAAAAUCUAACAAGUGUUAAUAUACUCUGUCACUUCAGAAGAAGCUUGAUUCUCGGUGAUAAACCGACCAUUAAAACUACUGGUUGGAACCCUUGCAGUGAAAUUAGACUGUUGUGUUUAUAUUACCACGGCAUUUCCCACGGCUGUGUGCCCCUGGAUCCCCAAAGACUCUGCUCAAUGUACUGUCUGUCAUAAAGGCUGCUUUUGUUAACUUGGCUAAUGUAUUGUUUGUUGAUGCAUCAUCUGUGUUAGAUGGCAUUAUUUUUUUCUGAUAUUAUGUAAUUUUUUCAUUUUGGAGCAUUUCUAUUGGUCCAUUUAACAUGAGCUUU